AUGCGUCUACCCCGUCCAUGCUCACCUUUGGAGGAUGAACCUUUUGAUAUGGACAGUGACUCAUCGGAGAAGUCUUUUCGACCUGGCUCAGAUUCCUCUAGUGGGUCGGAAUCAGAAGCAGACCCAGCCACGAUGCAUCCAAUGUCACUCGAAACCCCACGCCUUUCCUUGAAUUGUCACCAGUCUAAGCGCCGCCAGAGUCUCAGCACUCCGGAAGACUAUAGCGACGAUCCAGAUGAUGACACUGAUGAAGAUAUACAAGAUGUCCCUCUGGAUUACGGGCGUUCAGAAAAAACGAAGGCCCGAGGGGACCGGAUUGAGCGGCGAUGGCAAAAAUAUUGUAGAGUCAAAGCUAGCGAAGUGGACGCACUACAAAAAUGGAACGACCCAAUUGAGGCUAUUCGUCUCCUUGAGCCGAAUGAUGCCCAUCGAUUUCUCAACUACUGCCUGAAAUUGACGACUGGUCAAGACCGUCGUCGUCUAAAAGGUAUCAAGAAAGCGAGCGCUCUCAUUGCUGAAUGGAAAUCUUUUCGAGGCUUUUAUCGGAGGAAAACGCGAACCAGUAUUACACCAGAGCAUAGUGAGGAAAUUAAUGCUGGAAUUCGGAAACUCAUAGAUAAAUAUAAUCUCGAUCGGCUUGAUCGAGAGAAGAUACCGGUAUAUGUUCAAGAUCUCACUGAAUUCAAUGAGACUGUGCUUCGGACUUCAGAGAAGCGGUUCCAUUAUGGAUACGAGCGCAUCCAAAUUUGUCUUUUUACAAUGCUUGGAAUAUUCACAGUGAACCGCCUUAGCGCUCUCCUCGCGCUUCAAUUUAAGCAUUUACAAUUUUCAAUCCAGAAAGAUCCUGAUGGGGGCCCUCCCGUUCUCUUGGUGGAGAUUAAAUCUGAACACACCAAGAAAUUCCUAGGCACAUCACAAAUGAACAACUUCCCUCUUCCUGAAAUCAUUGAUGAUCCCACACUCAUUUUCAGUCCUCAUUUUCCUGGUCUUGACUCGAUGGAACAACUUCGACAGCUCUUUAUUCAAAAUGGCCGCCAGCAGAUGGAACUACCUCUGAAGACUGAAGUUGAAAACAGCUAUGUCUUCUGUAAGACUAAUAUAGUGAAUGGAGAGGCAGUUCUUCAGUGGGAUAAGCCAAUGACUGAAGGCGUUAUGUCUGGGCGGUUAAAAACUCUCGGCGAAAUUCAUGGAUGGCUCCACUCGAUGUUUGCGCACCGUUUUCGUUAUGGCGGAGGAAAGAUGCUGAACGAGAACGAUACAGUUAGUGAAGCACAGCAGAAUUUGAUUAUGAAGCACGCCAAUAUCCAGACUUUUCUUAACCAUUAUCUCCCACGAAACAUCGAUACGGAUAUGCAGAAUGUUAUGAAUGGCCGCGCAUCUAACAAGAAUAUGAUGCGUGCGAUUACCCGGAUGAGCAGAUGGAUCGAUAGAAGACGACCCCGCCACCUGACUGUGGAGCAACGAGCGUCUCUUCGUGAGCACCCAGACUAUAUGGAAGCCACACGCAAAAUGAAUGACCAAGCAAAGCUUUGUGUGGGGACCGCUAGUGACAAAAUGCAGGCACGUUUGGAAGAAUUGACACGCGAAAGGGCCAACACAUUGAGUCGGCUAGGAAGGGCCUUGCAAAAGAAGACAAGGACAGAGUUUGACCGGAAACAAGCAAUCAUCGAUAUCGGAAAUCAGCUUUCUGGAGCUUCAAUUGAAAAAAAGGAGGCGAAAGAGGCUCAAAAGACAGAAGACGCAAUGCUGCCAGAGCAGAUAGAACUUGUCGGAAAACUUUUCACAUGGCCAAUCAACCCUUCCUUAGAGGCAGAGUGCCAACGCCGGAACACCGCUGUAGCAGCGAUAUCACAAUACUGUCCUACCCUUGAAGGCGGGCCUCUACGCGGCCGGCGAAAACGGAGAGCCCCAAGUGAUGGUUUUGACAAAGAAGUCGCUGUGGUAAAGCGCCCGUCUGGAACGAAAUGUGAGUCUUCUGUGCCUUGUCACAGAGUGACUCUCUUAGAAGAGGCCGAAGAGCAUAUCAGGACAGCAAAAACGCCGCAGCGCUGCUUCCAAUGCUAUGGUAAUACCCUGCUUCCCAUACAUCGUCGCACGCAGGAAUGGAGCGCAUACAAAUCGACUCUGCGACAUUUCCGGGAAAGGCAUUUGAAGGAUCGGCAUUGCAAUAUGUGCAACGAAGAUCUCUUACAUGAGAUGCAUCUUCGGAGACAUGCUCAGGAUGUCCACCGUCUUUGUACACAACGACCGGGCUAUGGUGAGGUGAAGUAG
This is a messenger RNA of Penicillium taxi, 2271 nucleotides long. Its product is annotated as DUF3435 domain-containing protein. The transcript is spliced from 5 exons. NCBI's taxonomy places the organism in Eukaryota, Fungi, Ascomycota, Eurotiomycetes, Eurotiales, Aspergillaceae. The record is from RefSeq and is a predicted model, not a curated record. The coding region runs from base 1 to 2271 and encodes 756 amino acids.